Messenger RNA from Lactuca saligna, 1617 nucleotides. NCBI's taxonomy places the organism in Eukaryota, Viridiplantae, Streptophyta, Magnoliopsida, Asterales, Asteraceae. The record is from the annotation of a GenBank genome assembly.
AUGCCUUAUUCUUCUUCUUCUUACCAAAAAUCACCACAAAACUUCAAAAACUCAACAAUGGUGGCUAUGGGUGCUUCUAGGUUGAAAGAGAGCAAAUUGGGUGCAAUCCCAUUCGGUUUUACGAUUCUGGAUAAUUAUCGUAUCAGGAUUCGACCUCUUCUAUCGCUUGAUAACAUCUGCAAAGGGAAAGAUCAAACUUUGUUCUCCAUGGAAGGAUUAGGGGCUGAUUCCACCUCCCCAAUGGCACCAGUAGCAAAAUGGAAAAGUGAAUUCUCAAGAGUGUUUCAGUUUUAUCUCGACAAAUCGACACCUCUUCCUGUUCAUAGGUGGCUAGGGACACUCGGUGUUGCAUCCAUUUAUGUGUUGAGAGUCUAUUACCUCGAAGGGUUUUACAUCAUCUCUUAUGGACUCGGGAUUUACAUCUUAAACCUGUUAAUUGGAUUCCUCUCACCAAAAGUUGAUCCAGAGCUUGAAGUUCUUGAUGGAGCCUCACUUCCCACAAAAGAAUCCGAUGAAUUUAGGCCUUUCAUUCGUCGUCUUCCAGAGUUCAAGUUUUGGUAUGCAAUCACAAAGGCUUUCAUGGUAGCUUUCUUGAUGACAUUCUUUUCUCUAUUUGAUGUUCCUGUUUUCUGGCCAAUUCUGCUUUGCUAUUGGAUCGUUUUAUUCGCUCUCACAAUGAAACGCCAAAUCAUGCACAUGAUUAAAUACAAAUAUGUCCCAUUUACCACUGGGAAACAGAAAUACGGUGAGAGGAAGUCGCCUGGCGGUAGUGCUGGUGGUUCACCCAUUCACCGAGCUCUCACUAUCAUCACUCCUAUUCUUGUUCAUUUGUCUGCUUCUGCAAAACCCUUGGAUUAUAACGGGGAAAUAAAGAAUAAUGGUAGCCAGAGCCGUAAAGUUAUCAGUUUAUUGUCUCGAAAAGCACUUGGAUCUAUCACACAUUCUCAGUCCAGUAUAUCAGUAUCGGUGCCAACACCAGCAUCCACAUCAGUAUCAGUACCAACACCUGCACCAACAAGGAAGAGGUCAUUCAGGAGGUGGAACAGUAGAUCGAAGAACUACAACAACAAAAUACGGAGAUUGCACACCAAAGGAAGAGAAGAUACAUACAUAGAUGUUGUGAGGCAGCUAAUGAACGAAUCAUGCAUGAUUACUUUGUCAAGGACACCAUGUUUCAAGGAUAUUAUUUUUGUCACCGGUUUUGUAUGCAUAAAGCUCGGUGUUUACGUAGCGUCAACAAUGCACGACAACGUGUCCAUUUUUUUUAGCAAAAACGGGAUGCUAGAGGAUUUGUGGAUAUAUCAUGCAUUCUUUGGCUCUUCUGGCUCCUUCAAUGACAUUAAUGUUCUUAACAUGUCUCCGUUAUUUGACGAUAUGUAUAACAAGAUUGAACCAGACUCUUCCUUUCAAGUAUCUGGGUAUUAUCUUAUCGACGGGAUAUAUCCGGAGCGUGCAUAUUUUGUGAAGUCAUUUUCUUGUCUAAAUGAUCGCAGAAGGUUGAAGUUUAAGAGAGCUCAAGAGAAUGUAAGAAAGGAUGUUGAACAAGCAUUUGGGGCUUUGAAAAAACGUUGGCAUAUUCUUAAAUAUCUCGUGCCCUAUAUGGAGGAGAAGAAAUGA